Messenger RNA from Mytilus californianus (California mussel), 3634 nucleotides. RefSeq lists its product as uncharacterized. Lineage: Eukaryota; Metazoa; Mollusca; Bivalvia; Mytilida; Mytilidae. The transcript has 2 exons. Bases 606 to 3047 code for a protein of 813 amino acids. The record is from RefSeq and is a predicted model, not a curated record. Gene Ontology annotation, molecular function: calcium ion binding.
AAAGACUGAAAUAUAGGUGGUUGGAGCGGACUUUAAUACUCUUCUAAAUGCAUCCAUACAUACAGUUACAAAUUAUAUGUUUGUAUUUUAUUUUGUUUCUGAGGUGUAAAUUUCAGAUGUAUAUCAGAUUUAUAUCAGAGUGACCUCGUUUUGGUAGGGGGUUGUCUAAUGAAAGUACAUUAAUCUUUGCAUAAAGUUAUAUUAUUGGAGGCAAUAAGUUUACUUUUUAGGUCUUAUUUUAAAGGAGCAUAACACAUAAGAUAUACAUGAACAAAAGAAAAAAAGCGACAUCCGAAAAUUAAAGAAUAAAAUAAGACACUUGUUAUAAAUGGUUGUCUAAUCUGGUGGCGUGACGUUUUACCACGAAUUUAAAAGUCUUUGUAAGAAAUGCAUUACAUGUAUAAAUAGAUGUACAAGUUAUCAAACACUUAAGAGGACCGGCCGGGAAUCACCGUUUUGAUGUGUGAAUUUAUCUACAAUAGUCUUCCUGGAUUAUUAGUAUAGAAUCCUAUAAAACUGACAGGAACAACAUAUAUAUAUAUAUAUAUAUAUAUAUAUUCAUAUCCUCACAUAGGAAGUCGCUACUAUUGUUAAUUCAGGUAAAAAUGCCAGGAGAACAGCUGACCUGUGUUUGGCAGGCUAUAUAUUCCCUCGAUCGUCUCAACAGUGUAAACAUAAAUAAAGAUGCAUUGAAAUUGUUUCUCACAAAUGCUGCUCUAUACGAAUCAAUCCAAUUUUCUGAGCGCACAUUUUCCGACACGUUUUCAGAGGCGACUGUAAAGUUCAAUGAUUUCAAAGAGUACGUAAAAAAACAUCUACGGGAAAACGGGGUUGCCUAUUCGAAAACUUGCAGUGAUUUGGAGGAAUUGAGUUGGAACAACCUUAAGUCUGGAAUGAAAAGUAAUCUUGAGACAGGAGACGUUUACAAACUAUGGCGCAUUUCUAAUCGUCUGAUGAAGGAAGACAGCUACCCACCUGUGAUCUUCCGCGAGGAGGCAAGUUGGCUUUUAGAGAAAGUGCUGUCUAAUCUAGAGCAUAAUCUCAAAUCUUCAGAUGAUGCCUUUAGGCAAGACAAAUUUACUUUCCAAGAAAUGUUAUCAAUUAUGGAGGAUUUUGCCUUUUCCGACAAAUCACAGCAACAAAUAACCACGUGUAUCGACGAUCUCUACAUGUGGUUGGUCGUAGAGGUAAUGAAGAAAGGCAAAGUACACAAGCGUACUAAGAAGCAGGCAAAUUGGACAAAUUGGGUAAAACGUUGGUGUGUUUUGACACCUCAGUAUCUUCGAUACUAUGGUACGGAUGCUAAAGCUUUAACAAGAGUACCCAAAAAAGCUGAAUCCAACCAAAAAGGCGAAUUUACGUUUACUAAGAAUACUAAACUAGAAAGCCUUGAAGGGUACAGUGGUGUAUUGAAACAUUUUCAAGGCAGGUUUAGGCUCGCGAAUGUCCCAGUUCUAGAAAUGGAGAUUGCUGUCGAUGACGAAAAUGAGAAACGGGCCUGGUUAUCUGACCUAGAGGAAAUAAUUCAGUGCUUGAGAGAUAAUACAACACCUGUUCAAAAACUCCUUAAGGAAAGGCAUUUGAAAAGUAUGGCAGCAAGGGAAAAGAAAGAUAGUUUGAAUAAACAAGUAGAAGAUAUCGAAUCUGCUCUAAAUAAAACAAAGCUCCGGGCAGAGAGGCAGUCUAAAAAGCAAGUUUUCGAUGACACAUCCAGAAAGGUUGUUAAACCAUUAACGACAGAAAAACCGAAAGACAAAAUACAAACAAAGCGUCCUUCCUUGGAAAAAGAAAGUGAAGAAAAGAUAAAGGCGAUGUUUAUGAAAAUUGACACAAAUGGAAACGGAUUAUUGGAUAAAAAUGAAUUUGCAAACUUCUUAAAGGGUCUUGGAUUAAACAUGUCGGAAAAAGAAAGCAAUCUUAUUUUUAAAUCUGUAGAUACAAAUAAAAGUGAACAGAUUACAUUCGAACAAUUCAAAAACUACUUUUGUUUAUAUAUCAUGAACGAAACUGAAACUGCAGAAUGCGUGAAUGCAAUGCGAAAGGCAUUUUUGGAGGCUGAUCGUGAUGGAUCAGGAACUUUGAACUUCCGGGAAUUUACGGAAUUUGUUUGGGAAAAGAACAGAUCCGCGAGAAUGACAAAAAUUUUGAAGUCUUUCGCUAACAUUACUACUGACGAAAUAUCGUUUAAUGAUUUUGAAAAGUUGGUUUCAGGCAGUGGAGCAGAGGUUCUUGUGCCAAUAUUGGAAGAGGAAAUAGAACAAGGUACUGAUUCAACUCUAGAUGAUUUUGAAGGCAGCCUUCAGAAAGUCUAUAAGGACACAGAGGCAGAUGAACUAGCUACCUAUAUUAGACAACGAUGGGAUAAAUUUGCUACAUUCCGAAGGGCUGGACAGACAGGUUCUGUUGUUAUGACUGGUGGACACGGAAUGGUAGCAGAUAUUGUUCCAGGAGAGUAUAGCUUGAUUGACCUUGCUUGUUUCAGUGAUCUGCCUCCAUUGGUACCAAAGCAUGCGGUCGUAAAAGACACACGAUGGUUAUCAAGUACAAUACCCGGAAAAUCAGGAAAGUUGAUAUUUCCACUUGAAUAUGACAAACAAGUACCAAUCGAACAGGCCACAUCGGAACUUUUGCGGUAUUAUGGCUGCAGUUUUGCCGAUAGUCAGCAAGAAAAAAUAUCUUUGCUCUUCCGCCACGGAAUCCAGGAUUUCACUUAUGAAAACGGAUACUUGGAAAAGUAUGUAACGGCUACAAAUGGUGGAGCAGGAGUUGAAAAGCAUGAUUUCUCACACUUAGAUUGUCCCUUGUCAGAAGAUUCGGGCUUUUUUAUCCUUGCAAAAUUCAUGGACAACGGCGACUUCCACAUAACAGCCUUUCGACUUCCUGUACGUCAUACACUGUAUGUACCCGGAGGAGUAAUUCAUUGUAACGACUACCUCAAAGGGACAUGGAGAACAAUGCUGUCAGAUGAAACAGAAAUUGAUCACGUGCAUCUCACACACGUCGUACAAGAAGGACAAGAAGAAAAGUUUAGAUUCCAGUUUACCUAACUGCAUAUUCCGAUCAAAUUACUUUGAUUUUAAAUUGUAUAUAAUCAGUUAAUGAAAUUUAUUUUAUUUAAGGCGGUCUCUGUAAUUUAUAAAUAACGAAUUUUGAAAUUGCUUUAAAAUUAUAAAUAGCCAGUUAACGCUUUCACAUACACUUGUUCGAAUUGAAUGAAAUUCAUCUAUACAGAGUUUUCAUUGAAAUGAUGAAACUUUGAUCAUAUAUGAUUGCUAAAAAUAUUUGCUUUGUUGCAUGCAUGAAAGGUGAAAUGAUAUAGGGUUCGAUUCUCUUCUAACAGUUAUAACUAAUCAUUUGCUUUAUAAUUACAGUAUACAAUAGUUGUAUACAGUAAACAAUUAUAUAGUUGAAAAAUAUAUUAUCGUGCAAAUAUUCAUAACCCUUAUAUUUAAAGUAUUAAAAUCAGGAAUAAUUGUGAUUUGAAACAGAUACUUGGUGUCUUAGUUAGACAAUUGACCAAUAUUCUGUAACAAAGUGGAUUAAAAAGUACUCAUUCUAUUAUAUUGCAUCUAGUUUAGUUGUUUUAGAUUAUUUCUGCAGCGAACUGUUAUAAUAUAAAUGUUUUCAAACAAAC